GACGCUCGCAUCGGAGAAUAAUGUCACGGCGCCUCCAUCGGGUGCGGAGUCUCGAGAAAAAUCAAUGCUGAGCCAAGAGAAACAGCUGAUUGCGGAUGGCAACAAAAGGCAUAGGCUCUCAGGUGCAAUUUGCCUUCGUCCCGAGAAAUAAGGCAUCGGAGAUGGAGGAUACAAUGAUUUCUGAUAUUUCUAUUGGUUGCAAAAAUAGCAAAAGCAUUUCAUCUAGCACUGAUACGUCCUUAGCACUUAGUCGUCCACUUAAAAGCGAAUCGCCGAGGAAUGCAGAAAUAGCAAAAAGUAAUUUGGCAGAACAGACGAAAGCGGCAAAUCACAGGGGAAAUAAAUUGAGCGAUGAGACGCUGAGCUGUGAAUUUGCAGCGAAAGUUCAGCUGGAAAAUGAUUCUAGACACGCAACCGUAGGCACAACCACAACAACCGAACCACCCUCGAAGUGUGCACAAGCUGAGAAACCCAAACAACCCCCUGAGAUACCCAAAUCGCACGCUAAUCCUGGGGGGCAGUACCCUCAUCCACCGCCGCAUCCAUCGUCCCACAGUCGACUACUCCCAAAAACUCAAUCUCUCGACAUUGUUGAGGACCGCACGGGAGAGGGUGCGGAGUAUUUUGCCAAAUCCCGGGAUAGUUUGGCGCGGGAAAAUAUGGGGAAGAUUAGUACGUUAGAACAAACACGGCCCAUUUAUCCAAAUGUUCCUUACAGCCCAUACGGUAGCCCGUAUGGGAGUCCUCGUUUUGGGAGGCGCCGAACACCUCUCAGGGAAUCCAGUAGGAUAUCCAUCGAACAGUCGGGGAGCUUCUUGCAGCUCAAUCAGUACAAACUCCUUGAUUCAAUUGGCCAGGGAUCCUAUGGACUUGUCAAGUUAGCUUACUCCGAGGAAGACUCAACACACUACGCCAUGAAGAUUCUUUCAAAGAGAAAACUCCUAAGGAAAGCGGGAAUCCUCUCACGAGGACCAAGGAAGCCCACAUCUCCCCUCGAUAGGGUUUACAAAGAAAUUGCGGUGCUCAAAAAGUUGGAUCAUCCAAAUGUGGUCAAACUGAUAGAAGUCAUGGAUGAUCCUCUUGAGGAUUCCCUGUACCUGGCCUUUGAACUGGUUCAGCAAGGCGAAGUACUCAGCAUUCCCACAGACAAGCCACUAAGCGAAGAACGAUGCUGGAGUGUCUUUAGGGAUUCACUCCUUGGACUGGAGUAUUUACACUACCAAAAAAUAAUUCAUGGCGAUAUAAAGCCGGGGAAUUUGCUCCUUGGGGAGUGCGGGAGGGUAAAAAUUGCCGACUUGGGGGUGUGCAAUGAAUUUCUGGGUGAAGAUGCUGCCAUGAAUAAUGGAUCGACUGCUGGAACACCGGCUUUUCGAGCACCGGAAACACUUCAUCUGGGACAGCAUUCCUACAAUGGAAAAGCUGCAGACAUUUGGGCACUUGGAGCCACCCUGUAUGCUCUUGUCUUUGGGAAUGUCCCAUUUAUGGCCAAAUCAGUUCCUGCUGUUUAUGAAAAGAUAAAAAAUGACGAUAUUGUGUUUCCUACUGAACCAAAAAUCUCAUCAGAUCUCAAAGAUUUGAUUACGAAAAUUCUACAAAAAGAUCCCAAUCUAAGAAUUAAUCUUCCGCAAAUUAAGGUUCACAAUUGGGUAACGGCCAAUGGCUUGCACCAUCUUCCGUCCGAGGAAGACAACUGUCGCUUAAUACAAAUUAGUGAUGAAGAUAUGAGUAGCGUUGUGAAGAGCAUUCCAAAAUUAGACACGCUUAUACUAAUUAAGACAAUGCUUAAGAAACACUCCUUCCAAAAUCCAUUUAUCACGAAGACUGUUUCGGGGCGAGCCUCACAACGGGGCAGAUCGCGCCUGGAGAAGUUUACACGAGCUGGACGCUCCAAUUCUGCUCCAGGAGUCUACCACACAUCUGAGAGGCAACUCUCCAGCGAUAACCUACUACCGUCUGUUAAAGAAGGCAUGCCUUCAUCGAGUGAAAAUCCUGUUUCAGAGGACGAUGUACAGCAGUAGUAUAGAGAUAUUGCACUACUAAGUAGAUUUCUUAUGCUAAAUAUUUCAAAAAGUUUUAACGCUUAUGACAAAAAAUUAACUAAUCAAAUCUCAAAGGGGCAUACAACUGGAGUUUUUUUCCUUAAAAACGUUGCAUUUGAGGUUCAUUUUUUAAAAAUAAAAAUAUAUAUAUUCGAAUUUUAUCGCAUAGAAAGAGAAAUAUUUAAAACGUUUUAAAUUAAAUUGUUCUAUGUCCCUUUUUAAAAUGAAAAAAAUCUUUCCUGUUAAAAACAAUCUCGAAUAAUUUUCUCUUUAAGAAAAAAUAAAUAAACAGAAACCAAAAACAUAUUAAAAUCUGACAAAUCACUCUCUUCUUCAAUCUUAUUAAUUAAAAUAGCAAACAAAAAAGUAGUUUUCUUUUCUAUAUACAAAAAGAAUUAAAAAUAACUAGGAGCACAAGAAUAAACAAAAAUAAAUAUGCAUCAGAUCCUGUGAUAUGAAGCCACACAAUGGGUUUAAUUUUAUUUACAUUUUUUUUGUUCUUAAUUUUUCUCAAAGGAAUCUUACUUGGGAAUGUGCUUAAAGAAAAAACUUGUAGCAUAAAGAUAAUUUUAUAUUAACCAAAAUGUUGUAGUUCAAAAAAAAUUAAGGGUGUUUUAAAUCAUUAUAUUACAGAACUUUUUGUGUAUAUUUGCUGUGAAUGUCGCAGCUAUUUUUGUAUAAACUAUAAAUUACGUGUAAAUUAAACUGUGUUUUUUAUAAAUGAGAUAUAUUUUAUCAAAACAAAGUGACCAAAAUGUAAAUUAUUACGCUUUAAUGGUUAGAAAUGAAAAAAAAAAGUGUUUAAUGUAGAUUUUAUGUUAGAGAGACAUAGCAAUUUGUUGGGGAGUAUACGAUUAAUUGCGAAGUCGUCUAUGGGGUACACUGAGGAGCAUAAUUUUGCUCAUAUAGUCGGAACAUUAAAUUUUACUAAAUAUAAAAAUAUUUCAGAUUACUUUUAGGUAUACAUUUUAACACAUUCAAUGCGACUAGACACUUCAAUCCGUUUGACGAUAAAUCGUAUUUUAUACGCUGUAAAAAAUCGCUAUGAAGUACUCUUUUGACAGUUACCCGGCUGACAAAUAUAUUCCGACGAAUUGGAUAAAAACUCGGAUAGUAAUUAAUCAAGCAAUCGUGAAUUAAUUUAAGAAUUUGAAGAAGGCGGAUUUUCAGUCGGAAACCUAGCUAAUUAAGUUUUAUUUAAAGCCGACGUUUCAGAUUAUUAUAAGUUCUUCCUCAGGGCUUAUCAAAUGCUGUAGAAUGGCCCUAAGAAAGGACCUGUAUACCCCGAAAUGUCAGUUUUAAAUAUAAAUUAAUUAACGAAGAAUCUUACUGAAAAAUCGCCAUUUUCAAAUUUGUUGAACGAAACGUAACGCUUAAUUUUUGAAGAAAAAAAAAUCAAGUAAAAUCGACAUUAGUUCCUGGACCAGCCGGGUAAACUUUUUAUGUUUGCAUAAUUCUAUACAUGUCGCGUAAAAAAUGAAUUUCGUGUAUUUUAUUCAUAACAACGGUUCUUGAAAUUUUAUCAAAGGCAUUUUCUUUUACAAAAUUUUAUGACGUAUUAACUAUGUUUUCUUUUAUAAGAAACAUAAACAAUUUUAACCCUGAAGUUUAACAAGUAAUUAAAAUCAUUUUUAUGAGAGUUUUGUUCACAAUCCACCUGGAUAAGUUUUUUUUAAUGGUAUUAAACAAAUUUCCCAAGAAUGUUUUGAAGAAUAUAAAAGCAUAGAAAAUUCUAUGGUUUUCUUUUCCGUGAAAUUUUCACUUAUUCACAGAAUAAUCUUUUGAAAGUUUCUUCAAACUUCUCAACUUUCAUUAACUAUAUUCAUAGACUAAAUGGAAUGCACAAGGAAUGUGCAGGAUGUAUUCAUCCUUUUCCGAAAUUCCGCAUUCUAGUUUGUAAAUUAAAUUAAUUCCUUCGAGAAACUUUACAAUUUCCCAAAGGGUUUUGUAUACCAACAUAGUAUGGAAAACCUUCCACCCUCAAGGAAAAUAAGUUAUCGGUUGAUUAAAUUGAGACAUUUAUGUGGAACUUUCGAGUGAUGUUUAAAUUAAAAAACUUUCCAUAUAUUGAAGGAACGUCGUUGUAAAUAACUUUCCAUUUUAGACGAUUUUUUUUCUUAAGUUCUUUGUUACAUGCUGGGAAAAACUUUGUGGCACGCAAGUGUGCUGAAAGUUUUAUAAUGCAUAAAGCUUUGAGUAAAGUUCAUUACCAUAAAAACUACAUCUUACUUUGGCACUCCUGUGUGCUUAUAUAGUUCCAAAAAUAGAGGGUUGGAAAUGCACUUUAAUUAGCUGUGUUUCUUUCAGACACAGCUUUUGUGUACCGAGCAAAAUCGAAAGUCGUCAGAUCGGGCUCAAACUUGGGAUGAGCACGAAUUAGGGUCCCCACAUUCCAAAAAACGUAUGCGCCAAAAAAAAUUUUUUCCGGCCGGCCGGCCGGCCGGCCGGCCGUCCGUCCGGCCGUGGUUUACGACUGAAUUGCGAGAGAACGGUAAUAGAUAGAGACUUGCGGUAAACGGCAAAGUUUAAAUAUCGACUGGAAGACAUCCGAUUAUGAUGUCAAAUUUUACCCCCCACCCCCCCGUCCGCCAUUUUGAAUAACCUCAAAAUUUUGUUUUCGCUAUAUCUCAGCCGCUAUUAUAGCUAGAGGGCUGAAAUUUUGAUAUGUUGUAGGGGCCAUCAAGACCUUUCCAACGAUACCUCAUUUUCCAAAAUCGGUCAAGCCGUUUAGUCAAUAUGGCCGCCACAAUUUUUCAUCGAAAAUCGACCAUAACUCGAAAACGACUUGACCGAUUUUGAUCAACCCGGGGUCAAAUGAAAGAUCUCAACAAACCCUACAACUCUCUAGAACAUCCGAAGUUUCAAAAGUGACCGCUAGGGGGCCAAAAAUCAAAAACAAAAUUUUCAAUGAGUUUUCGAUGAAUAUCUCGAAAACGACGACAUAAAUUUUUUUCAUUUUUUGAUAUGUUGUAGCUGACCAUAUUAUCUAGCUUCAUGCCAAAAAUGAAGAAAAUCUAUGGAUCCGUUCUCGAGAUAUAGCCUUCCAAAGUUGGCAUGUCAUAUCUCGGGUUCUACAAGUCCGAUCUUGAUCAACUCAAGCGCAAAUGAAAGGUUUCGUGAAGCCCUACAAAUGUCUAGAACAUUGCAAUUUCGAAAAAUGACCGCAAGAGGCGCUAAAGUCAAAAACAAAGUUUUCGAAAAUUUCGAACUCGAAUUUUUCGAAAAUGGCGACAUAAAUUUUUUUCAUUUUUCGAUAUGUUAUAGCUGACUUCAAGACCUUUCAAACAAAAAAAAAUUUAUGAAAAUCUAUGGAUCCGUUCUCGAGAUAUGGCCUUCCAAACAUUUCUUAGGGUAUGACUUUUCAACUUUUCCCGACUUUGCGCGUAUUUAAAUUAAUUCGCGUUCUAGUUUGCUCUCACAAAAUUGGUACACUGAAAGAAACACAGCUCCCGUAAGCUUGGUCAGCUUACCAGUACAUUUUCCUUUUUUGGGAAGUUUCUUCUCAAGGUGAAUACAUUGCCAUUCACGGCCAAGAAAUGCGUGUUACUUGUAUUCAAAUCGCGUGGCGAAAGGUACCUUUUGUGUAUGGAAAUGAGCAAAAAUUUGCUCCUCAGUGUAAUCUACAUAUGGAGCAUGCAUUAAUAUCGAGAGGUGGAUUCUUUUUAUGGUUAUGUGCGAGUUAAUUUGAUGAAUAUAUAACAGCAGAGAUCUUUAAUAGUUGUCAUAAAAAAUGACCUCUGUUAUUUUUUUUUAUUGCUACGAGAGAGGAUGUAAUUUGAUGUCUUCCUUUUGUUCUUAUAAAUUAUAUAUAAUUAUAAAUGUAUACAUAUGUAUGUAAUUAAAUUAGACAUUUGCCCCCUUAAGAGUAAUUUAUCGAAUUUAGUGGAAUAAAGCACAUACUAAGGGUAAAAAAAAAGUUAGAAAUGUGCAAAAAACUGCAUAAGACAAAUUGAAAAAAAAAACUUUCUUAUGGCCAUGUAAAGCUUUUUGUUAUUAAUUUUCAUAGGGACCAUUUUGUGAAGUAAAUAAAACAAGAGAAGGAACGAAAAAGAGGUAAAAAAACAAAAGAAAUCAAAAAUGAAAUAAAACAUUAAUGCAAAAUUCUUGCUGCGGAAUAUUUUGUAGCGAAGAAACAAAAAAGAAAAUAAAACAACGAAUGAUUUUUGUCCUGCAAUUUCGCAUUGGGAUGCUGUAUAUGUAUAUAAGAAACAAGAAGAUAUUAAUCCUAUAUUAAUCCGUGUAGAAUUAAUUAUAUAAUUAACCGGAGGAUCCAUUUAAAAACAUGUUAAUCUCACUACAUUUUAAGCAUUUAUUGAACAAAAUGAAAUUAAAUAAUAUAAACUGUACAAAGCAACGCACAGUCCCAAAGUUCAGUAGCCGUAGAAAGGGAAUUUGUGUAGUAAAAAAAAUAUUUACAAAAGGAAAAUCUUAUGUAAAAGAAAAUCUUCAUGUAAUCAACUUAAAUCAACAUUUGUUCAGGCUUUACUUAAAAAAAGAAAACAUAAAUCUCAUAUACAUACAUAAUAUAUUGAAACAUGAAAAACAAUUGAGUGUCUGAGCUUUUAAAGCUUAUCGUGGAACUUUUCAAAAUUAGCCAAAAUAUAUAUACAUCCUGUAUAUAAAGUUUUAAAAAUAAAUCUAUUUAAACAUUUCUAUAUAUUAAAAAACUUAUUAUAAUAUAGAAAUUUUUUCACUCGUAAUCUCCUUCUUAAUCUUUGCUAAAUGAAAGCAUGUAAAGUCAUUAUAUAUCUGUUUAUAUAUAAAAUUGUUGUGACACAUAAAUGAAUCCAAAGCUUUAUCUAUUUAAAGAGUGAUAAAUUGAAACAAUUUUAUAUAUUUAAAAAAUAUUAUAUAUAUAUUACUAAAUGAAAAUAUAUUAAACAAAAAUUCACGAUAAGAAUUUUAUCCAUUUUAUCACACAAAAAAGGAAAUUUAGUGUUUUUUUUUUUAACUAAACUUUAUUGGCAAAGAAAAUAUUUUCUUGGGAAAAAAAUUGAACUGUAAGGAAGUUGUUUAAUAUCCCAUAAAACGAGUUUUUGAAACUUUCUUUAUUUCCUCAAAAUAAACUUUCUUUACGACUUCUUUUUACCUUUUUUUUUCUUUUUGAAGAAAAACGUUUGCAAGAAAACAUUUAAGAGACAAUAAAAAGUUUUUCCUAGAAGAAAUAAAGUUUUCUUUUAGGAACUUUUAAAACUGAAGGUUUUUGUUAAAACUUUAAAGUUUAAACGAAAAAUGUGAAGAUGAUUUUUUUUUAUAUAAAGGAAAUAUUAUUUUUUAAAGAAUUUUUUUUUUAGAAAUCAGGAUGUGUGUUACAGAUCUGAAGAAUAAAAAGAAGGAAGGAAUAGAUUUGAAAAUCUUAAUAAAACAAUUAGAAUAAAAUUAUUUUUAUUUAAUAAAUAAAUAAUUUAUUUAAUCAGAACCUAAUGAUUUUAAUAGAAAAAUAAAAACUUUGUCAGUUAAAGUAAUAAAAAAACUAUAAAAUUCCUAUAAAUGUGUGAUAAUCCAGUUAUUCUUAAACGACUGUUAAAUAAAUAUAUAAUAAUUGAAAUAUUAGUCCCAUGCUCGCAACAUACUUAAGAAAAGAAAACUAAAGAAUCCGAAAAAACCGAAAUAAAUCAUCCUUCAUAGUCUCAUAAAAAGCUUUUGGCAUUUGCUACUUUAUUUUUUGUAAAAAUUUAAUAUUUUGAUGUGAAUUAAAAAAAAAAUGAGUGAAGAAAAAACCUAAUAAAACCCACAAAAUAGACCAAUUAAUUUUGCAUAAUUACUCAAAGAUUAAAUUAUCCCGCAUUUUGCGUUUUGAGAUUAAAAUAACAACAAAAAAGGAGAACGCAAACUUUUCAACAAUAUUUUGUGUGACGUAAACUUUUAAUUGCAUUGACGUUGAUACUCUUUGGUUUAGUAUUUAAUUACGGCUAAAUAUGUAUAUUGUCCACUUACUGUCGAUGGCAUAGAAAUAAUUUUGUAUGUAAAUUUGUUUUAUCAAAUUAAGUACAAUUUACUUUAAUUGGGGCAUAAGCGUAAAUGUUUAAAAAAAAUUUUCGUCUUUAUUAGAAAUACAUUUUUUUGUUACAUUUCCA
Messenger RNA from Lutzomyia longipalpis, 8116 nucleotides. RefSeq names its product calcium/calmodulin-dependent protein kinase kinase 1. Bases 96 to 2018 code for a protein of 640 amino acids. The transcript has 9 exons. Gene Ontology annotation, cellular component: cytoplasm. The record is from RefSeq and is a predicted model, not a curated record. Gene Ontology annotation, molecular function: calcium/calmodulin-dependent protein kinase activity; calmodulin binding; ATP binding. Gene Ontology annotation, biological process: protein phosphorylation; intracellular signal transduction; positive regulation of protein kinase activity. NCBI's taxonomy places the organism in Eukaryota, Metazoa, Arthropoda, Insecta, Diptera, Psychodidae.